CUCUUUUGCACGCACGCGAAAGUUGCCGCUGUCUUUAUCGUACGGGUUCAUUACCUUUUCUAUCGUCUCCCACCCGCGCCAUCCUCUUACUGUGUUACUGCUUACCACCCAAAAAAAUCACUUUUGGCUGUAUUGUAUUGUUUGCAUUAAAACAAACGGCGUCGAGGUCGUCUGCCUUGUGAUACAUACAAUUGGUGCUUUGUGAAAUACUCAAAAUCAGGUUGCAGGCUCUAAGUGAAGAUCGCAGCGCAGCAUCGCAGACAUGGAGUCGGAUACGACGGAAAAAGAAAGUACGGCUACGGAACCAGUGGAGCUAGCGUCGCCAGUGCAAAGUGAAAGUGCGGCGGGUGAUGCGACGCCGCCGCCAAGCAAGCGCCAGAAAUUAGAUGAGGGCACAGCCGACGCGGAGGAAGAAGAGGCGCCACAGCUAGUGGCUGUGGAGCGCGUACAGAGCACACAGAGCAGCUUGCGCAAGUUUGGCCGCAUACCCGUGUUCAUUGUAGACUAUCACAACGAUGUAUUGGAAUUUAUUUAUCGCUGUCUGGCCACGCGACAUUUGCCACUGGAGAAGAAUAUUCUGGUGCACUUUGAUUCGCAUCCCGAUUUGGUGGUGGCACGCGAUAUACCCGCCAGUGCAAGCUAUGAUAAGGACACCAUGCUGACAGAGCUGAGCAUCGAGAACUGGAUUAUGCCCACACUCUAUGCAGGUCACUUUGAUCGCGUGGUUUGGCUGAAGAACUCGUGGUGCCAGCAAAUACCCACAGGCAAGCACGAGUUCAAAAUUGGACACAAGGAUGAUCGCAUUGGCGUAGACUGUCCGCUGGACUAUUUCAUAGCCGAGGGCAAUUAUUGCACCGGCGAUGAGCUGCAGGAAUCUCGCACAGUGCAGCUGCAAGUACACGAUGCCGACAACGACAAGCUGAAUCCGCUGGACUUUCUCAGCACAGAGGAUGCCACAAGCUUUGUGCUUGACAUAGACUUGGAUUUCUUUAGCACAUCGAAUCCGUUUUUGGAAAUCUACAAGGAUGCCAACUGCUAUGCGCAGCUCACAGAAAUCUUUCACUUUGAGAGCGUGGAGCCGGCUAAGCAGGCGGGCACAGCUACCACAGCGCAUUAUUGUGCUACGGCGGCCAUACGACAGAAGCAGCUGGAUGCACUAAAGCGCAUCUUUUGGCAUCUGGAGGAGCAUCGCAGCUUCGAUGGGCUUGAAAAGCCCGACGAGGCAGUCAUAACAGCAGAGAUCUAUGCAAAAAUUGUUAGCUUAGCCGAGCAGCUGCAGGAGAAGUAUCCAGACGAUGAAAUCGACUGGAUGCUCAUCUUUGACUCGGGCAGCACCACAGACAACAAUGGUUUACCUCAUCACAUAAGCAGUACCAAGGAGCUGGAGGACUACUUUGUCAGCUUUAAGCGAUUUCUGCAGCAACUGCCAGUGCCACCUGUAGCCAUUACCAUGGCGCAUUCGGCGCAGGACGACUAUUGUCCACAGGACCAGGUGGCGUUCAUUGAGGAGCAGGUGCUACGACUGCUGCGCGAAGUUUUUGGCGACAAGCUGCACGAGAAGCCCAUACUCCAUUACAUGGACGACCCCUACGAUGUGAUGAAGCUCUAAUAUACAUAUACAUAUAAUACUUAUAAGCUGGAUUCCUAAGCAAACUCGGACUGAAUACAGUUGCAAGCUGAUUCUAGAAUUUCAUAGUGAUUCACCCACACCACUGCGUAGACUCCAAGCUAAUUUUAAAUCAACUCAUAUUGAUAUAAAUUAUUAUACUAUAUACAUACUUUACCAUACAGAUAUGCUGCCGAGUUCCCCUAAGCGUGAUUAUAAAUUUAACGCAA
This is a messenger RNA of Drosophila busckii, 1836 nucleotides long. RefSeq names its product UPF0489 protein C5orf22 homolog (gene MESR6). The transcript has 2 exons. The record is from RefSeq and is a predicted model, not a curated record. NCBI's taxonomy places the organism in Eukaryota, Metazoa, Arthropoda, Insecta, Diptera, Drosophilidae. Bases 263 to 1609 code for a protein of 448 amino acids.